AUGGCGUCCUCCAUCCCCUACGACGACGACAACGUCUUCAAGAAGAUCAUCGAGGGCGUCAUCCCGUGCUACAAGAUCUUCGAGACGGAGCACGCGCUCGCGUUCUUAGACGCGUUCCCCAUGGCGCCCGGGCACGCGCUCCUCGUCCCGAAGACGACGGGCGCCGCGACGAUGAUGGACCUCCCCGAAGACGUCGCCGCGAACGUCCUCAAGGAGCUCCCGCGGCUCGCGAGGGCGGUGAAGGCCGCGACCGGGUGCGACGGCGUGAACGUCGUUCAGAACAACGGCGCGACCGCGGGGCAGGUCGUGUUCCACCUCCACGUGCACGUGAUACCGCGGUGGGAGAAGGACGGCGUGGUGCGACUGGGGAAGAGCGGGGAGGCGAUAGGGAAGGACGCCGCGGACGCGAUGGUCGCGAAGAUGAAAGCCGCCAUCGGCGAGGCGUAG
Messenger RNA from Micromonas pusilla CCMP1545, 447 nucleotides. RefSeq lists its product as uncharacterized. The transcript has a single exon. Gene Ontology annotation, biological process: nucleotide metabolic process. NCBI's taxonomy places the organism in Eukaryota, Viridiplantae, Chlorophyta, Mamiellophyceae, Mamiellales, Mamiellaceae. Bases 1 to 447 code for a protein of 148 amino acids. Gene Ontology annotation, molecular function: catalytic activity. The record is from RefSeq and is a predicted model, not a curated record.